AUGAAUUAUUACAACGUUUGGUUUGUACAAAAUAAUUGUUCGAUUAUAUGUCAAGUCCCAACCUAACGCAAUCAUGGGUCCAACCACCACAGCCCAGCCCAAUGUUCAACUCCCCGAACAGUUGGCAGUCGGAGUCGGACUCGUACAACAUUGCAAUGGCAACGCCGCAACAACGUCGGCGUCCAAAGGCGGUUACAUCAUUACCACCGACUUAGUGGAAAGCGGUCGUUGGCAAAGAGGAAAGGAAUCGCCUGGUUCGAUUUUGGGACUUGGAUCGGCCGAAAUUAACAGAUAAGUAGAAAAGAUGGAAUCUCAUGAUGAAACUGGAUGCCAAACACCAGACCGCCCGAUACUUUGUGUUAAUAACUGUGGAUUCUUUGGAAGGGUUGCGACAAUGAACAUGUGUUCCAAGUGUUACAAGGACACGCUCUUAAAGCAGGACCAAGCUAAUUUGGCUGCAUCAUCCAUUGACAGCAUUGUGAAUGGCGGCGGCAGCAGCAGCAGCAUUGUCAUUGACCCAGUUGUCGCAAGUGUUGUCGAUGUGCAAGCUGUACAAGUGGGGACCAGUGUUGUUUCAACAGAACCAUCCAGUGACUCAUCCUCAAGCAUGAAAAUUGAGGUGAAAGAAAAAAAGGGACCAAGCAAAUGCACUACUUGCCGAAAGCGCGUUGGUUUAACUGGGUUCAAUUGCAAAUGUGGAAACACCUUCUGUGCGAGCCAUCGUUAUUCCGACAAACAUGACUGUCCUUUUGAUUAUAGGACUGCUGGUCAGGAUGCUAUUGCGAAAGCCAAUCCUAUUGUGAAGGCAGACAAACUUGAUAAAAUCUAGGAGUCACAAGACGAAGUGAAGAUCUAUAUCGUGAAGGCACAUGGUUCUCUUUCUUGGCUUCUUUUCUUGCUAGGUCUCGUAAUGGUAAAAUUGCUUAAAGUCAUGAUAAUGAGGACAUCAUUUAAGGGGAGUCUAUUCCUUGUUUGUGAAAUAUUUCUUUGCUGGCUCCGUGUGUGUAAGUCUUUUACUAUUGUGGUUUGAUGGACGUGUUUGGAGUUAUUUUAUUGUGAUGUAUGCUUGGUAUGCAUUUCUUUAUGGUAGUAAAUGACAGUAUGAAAAUUUCAGCAUUCAGUACAA
Molecule: messenger RNA, 1126 nt
Organism: Pyrus x bretschneideri (Chinese white pear)
Lineage: Eukaryota; Viridiplantae; Streptophyta; Magnoliopsida; Rosales; Rosaceae
Product: zinc finger A20 and AN1 domain-containing stress-associated protein 8-like
Exons: 3
Coding region: 305-829 (174 amino acids)
Molecular function (GO): DNA binding; zinc ion binding
Source: RefSeq, a predicted model, not a curated record